GAUUCCCUAUAUAAACCGAUCGUCAAGACCUGAACAAGAGCCCAAACCGUCCAACACCUUUGAGAAGACAGCACUUCCCCCACCACAACCUCCCGCACCUAAUGGAAUCGGCGGAUCUCCGGUAUGAGCCGCCGCUCCAACCUGUGAUGGACGCCUCCCGCGCAAGGACCCCAGAUUGCCAUCUCGUUGCCGUUGCGAAGCCGUUCAAAUCAACCAUCUUAACCCGGCUCCACGCGGGCUACUUCCGCAUAAGCCUCUCCCUCGCAAGCCAAGCCUUGCUGUGGAAGAUCCUCCGCCACCCGUCGGCAUCGGCCGACCACUCGCUGCCUCUCGAGCAUCUCUCUCACGUGAUCCCUCACUUGACCUUCAUGAUCUUUUGGGGCUUCGCUCUGCUGGUGCAGAUCUCGCUCUCGUUCCUCUAUAUUCUCCGGUGCUUCUUCCAUUCCGGCUUGGUGAGGGCGGAGUUCCAGCACCACGUGGGAGUGAACUACUUGUUCGCGCCGUGGAUAACGUGGCUGUUGCUGCUCCAAUCGACGGAGUUCUCGUCGGACUUGCCGAAGACGACGCUGUACUUGGUCCUCUGGUGGGUCCUCGCCGUCCCCAUGAUCUUGCUCGAUAUAAAGAUCUAUGGCCAGUGGUUCACGACCGAGAGGCGGUUUCUGUCCAUGGUGGCCAACCCGACGAGCCAGCUCUCGGUGGUGGCGAACCUGGUGGGAGCGCGGGCCGCUGCCGAGAUGGGGUGGCGCGAGAGCGCGGUCUGCAUGUUCUCUCUGGGGAUGGCGCACUACCUAGUGCUGUUCGUCACUUUGUACCAGCGGCUGUCGGGAGGCGAUAAGCUGCCGGCGAUGCUGAGGCCGGUCUUCUUCUUGUUCUUCGCGGCACCGAGCAUGGCAAGCGUCGCCUGGAAGUCCAUCUCCGGGGAGUUCGACAUCGGGUCGAAGAUGCUCUUCUUCCUCUCCCUCUUUCUGUUUACCUCCCUGGCUUGCAGACCGGCGCUCUUCAAGAAAUCGAUGAGGAAGUUCAACAUCGCAUGGUGGGCCUACUCGUUCCCGUUGACUUUUCUCGCCCUGGCGUCGUCCGAGUACGCGCAGCAAGUGAAGGGCGCGGUCGCUUCGGGGCUCAUGCUCGUGCUGGCGGCGCUCUCCUCCCUGGUUCUGCUCGGCCUCAUCCUGCUCACCGCGCUCAACACCGAGAGGCUCUUCCGCGAGGACGACCCGAUCCUGCGUUUCGACAAGGGGAAGAGGGCAAGGAAUUAGUCGCUUGGACGGAUUUUCCGACUCGCGUUUAUCACGAAAGACGGGUUGAGGAAUGCUAUAGACAGUACAUCGCACCGGUUUUGUAACUUUAGGUCAUUUGCAGA
Messenger RNA from Rhodamnia argentea, 1360 nucleotides. Its product is annotated as S-type anion channel SLAH1-like. Bases 102 to 1256 code for a protein of 384 amino acids. The record is from RefSeq and is a predicted model, not a curated record. Gene Ontology annotation, cellular component: membrane. Gene Ontology annotation, biological process: transmembrane transport; intracellular monoatomic ion homeostasis. The transcript is spliced from 2 exons. Lineage: Eukaryota; Viridiplantae; Streptophyta; Magnoliopsida; Myrtales; Myrtaceae. Gene Ontology annotation, molecular function: voltage-gated monoatomic anion channel activity.